AUGCUGCUGCCUAUCGAUGGAUACCAGUCUUUUCCAUUAUUACCUCUUGAAAAGGCUCUCGAACCAGUGAACCAUAUAUUCAGUGAUUUACAAGCAAAAGUUUGGCUUGCAAAAGAAAACUGUAAAAAACCAAAGAAUGAUUUAACUAUCGAUCAAUCAGCUGCAAUUCAAAUAUACACAUUCGAAUGGUAUCCGGCGAAUCGAAGCCUUUAUUAUAUUCUCAAUCAAGCGCUACGCGCUGCUGAUCGUGAAAAGUUGGUACCGUGGUUUGGGUAUAUAAAAUUAUUUGUCACAGCACUGUACAAAUUACCUUCAGUGAAACAAACAGUUUGGCGUGGCGUAAAGGCAGAUCUAAGUCAUUUGUAUCCAACAGAUAGUAAACGUACAUGGUGGGGGCUGAGUUCGUGUACAGAAACGAUUCAUGUAUUAGAAAAAGAAGAAUUUCUCGGUAAAACAGGUACACGAACUCUGUUUAAUGUUGAGUGUUUUAACGGUAAAGUCAUAAGAGACCACUCGUAUUACCAGACAGAAAACGAAAUCCUCCUAUUACCGGCUUCGUAUUUUCAAGUGGUUAGUGUUUUCGAUGGAAGUAAUGGAUUGCAUAUUAUUCAUUUGAGACAAAUAAUUCCUCCAUACACGCUGCUACAACCACCGUCGGCUGAUAUUUCAAACACCGUCGAAAUAAAACAGAAAAUCGAUGAAUUAAAUAAAAGUUUGACUGAUCUACUCGACCCAACUAAGCAAACACCAAAAACAGAACCAGUAAAGGUGGAAGAAAUCAAAAAUCAAAUAUCAGCAAAACAAGGUACGAUAUAUGUUUUCCUGAAAGUAAAGAAACCAAAGUUCCGGAAAGAGGUCGAAAUGCUUAUGAGACGAUCAGUACGUUCGCUGAGAAAGAACUUAACCUGCACUGAUAAGUAG
Messenger RNA from Didymodactylos carnosus, 921 nucleotides. Lineage: Eukaryota; Metazoa; Rotifera; Eurotatoria; Philodinida; Philodinidae. The record is from the annotation of a GenBank genome assembly.